AUAUGCACACUCCGCAAAUUGGAACGUGGCUCGGUGCAAGCCCCGGGGUAGAAUAACGGUUUCAUUGGGUUGGUGGUAUGUACAAGACAACCACGACCUCUCGCUCUCUUUCUCUUCUCGCAGCAUUCAUUCUUUUCGAGCAAGAUGCAUUCCAACACUCUCGCUUUUGCCAUUGUUGCUCUCUGCACUCCUUUCGUCUUCGCAGCCCCCGGCCACAAGCAUGACGACGGGUGGUCGAGCACGCAAUGCUACACUGAUUUCGGGGCGCAUCCGGCUCCGUAUUAUACUGAAUGGACCACUUCCUACCGGCACUGCACCCGCACCCAUAAAGUGACGCAAACCGUCACUGCCACAGCACCGACCAGCACUAUCACGUCUACCAUCUCUAUAUCAACGACCGUGACCGCUUCGACCUCCACAUUGACCAAUACACAUACCAACACAAGCACCGCGACGACUACAACCACUACGGUGCGUCGAGCAUGCCUGGAUCCGCCAUCGUCUUCGCUGACUCGAUAGCAGACUACUGAUACUACUACGACAAGUACCAGUACAACGCUGUUGGCCAGUUCCACCAUUCCCGCCAAUCCGACAUUCCAGAAUGUUCAAGACACCUGCUUCGGAUGCGCAUACAAUGGCAUCGGUGAAGGCUUUGAACCUGCAACAGGGAGACGAGAUCUUUCCGCGAAAGGCAGAGGC
Molecule: messenger RNA, 699 nt
Organism: Neohortaea acidophila
Lineage: Eukaryota; Fungi; Ascomycota; Dothideomycetes; Mycosphaerellales; Teratosphaeriaceae
Exons: 3
Coding region: 145-519 (124 amino acids)
Source: RefSeq, a predicted model, not a curated record